AUGGAUGCAAGCACUGAUUCGGUCAAUGACCAAUUGACACAGUAUGCUAUCCAGCUGAGUAUUCAAGAGACCAUUGAAGCCAAUAAUAAUUCACCAUCUCAGUUUCUAUUACCCAGCCAAGAAAACAGACUAAUAGUGGAAGCAAUCAGGCAAGGAGAAAUCUUCGCUCUACAGCAAUUAAUUAAACAUAAAUUUGCUUUUGAUGAAGCAGAUGAAAGGGGUUGGUUUCCACUGCAUGAAGCUGCUGUUCAACCCAUUCAACAAGUGCUUGAAAUUGUGCUGGACUCAUCCUAUAAUACAAUUUGGCAACAGAGGACAGAGGAUGGGGAAACUCCACUUACUUUGGCUGCUACAGCUGGGAUAUUGGGAAAUGUGCAGGCUCUUUUGGAGAAGCGGAUCUGCCCCAAUGUCACUAACAACAGGGGAGAAACGCCAUUGUUGAUUGCUGUGAGGAAGAAUUUGCUUGAGAUGGUAUCACUGCUGCUACAACAUGGAGCACUUAUAAACCGGCCUUGUGUUAGAAGAUGGACAGCAAUGCAUGAAGCAGCCAGACAGGGGCAUGAUGACAUGGUGGCUCUACUGCUGAGGAACAAUGGAAGUGUUAAUCAAAAGGAUGGAUACGGAGUAACUCCUGUUGCCAUUGCUGCUGCGUUUGGACACUGCAGUGUACUGGAGCAUCUAAUUCAUAAAGGAGGUGAUGUCCAUGUUCAAGCAGACGAUGGAGCCUCAGUGUUAUUUGAAGCAGCUGAAGGUGGAAAUCCAGAUUGCAUCACUGUUCUGCUCGAGUAUGGGGCCAAUCCGAAUGAAGCAGAUAACUCAGGCCAUCUUCCAAUCCACAGCGCAGCACAGAAGGGGCAUUACCUGGCCUUGAAGCUUCUUAUUCUAGUUACUCGGAAAUCUGCAAUAAGGAGAAGUGGGAUAAGUCCAAUUCAUUCAGCUGCUGAAGGAGGCAGUGCCCAGUGCCUUGAAUUAUUGAUUGAAAGUGGAUUUGAUGUUAAUGCACUUUUAGAUGAAGAAAUAUCUGAAAACUAUGACGACAAGCGGAGAACCGCCCUAUUUAUUGCUGUAUCUAAUAAUGAUGUUGCCUGUACUGAACUCCUGCUUAAAGGAGGUGCAUUACCAAACAGAGAUCCAUUAUCCUGUCUCCUUGUCGCUGUAAGAGCAGGGAAUCAUGAGCUAGUGAAUUUGCUUCUACACCAUGGUGCCAAUGUGAACAGCUACUUCCUACUGAUUAAUGACACUCAUUUUCCCACUGCUAUCCAGUAUGCUGUCAAUGAUGAAAUGAUGCUGAGACUCUUGCUCAAUAAUGGCUACAAUGUGCAGAUAUGUUUUGACUGCGUGCACUCUGAAAAUGUUGGAAGAUUUCUUCCCUGGCCUAUGGUUGAACCAAAGUCCUACAUCACCUCAUCAGAAACAUCUGAGUCAGGUGAGCAUGUGAAUACCAAGCCAAGGCAGCAGACAACUAAUGAAUUUGAUCAAGCAAUUGGCUCAGUGUUUUGUGAAUUCAUCACCGUCUCCUGGUUAAGUCAUUUGGUCGGCAGGGUGGUGCGUGUGCUAAUAGAUUACGUGGAUUACGUUCCCUUCUGUGUGAAAUUAAAGCCUGUUCUUGAGAAGCAAAAGGAGUGGCCGGAGAUCCGUGACAUCAUGGAAAACCCUCGUUGUUUGAAGCAUUUGUGUCGACUAAAAAUACGCAAACACGUGGGACAAAGACGACUGCAAAACCGAGCGUGUUUAGCAUUGCUUCCUCUGCCUCCAGUGCUGGUGGAAUAUAUUUUAUAUAAGGAAUAUGACCUGUAUGGAAGAGGUCUUGACUUGCAGUAUUAGAAAUGGAAAUUGCAAUCACUUGUGCCUUGGUGUCAGAGCCACAGUUGGGACCCAUUUUUGACUUUAAGAAAGCAUUUGGCAUAACACAAAUGGGUUACCAACUGCAAUAACAAAAAUAUUUCUUCUCUCUGAAUAAGCCAGCACUGCAACAAAUGAUAUCCCCACAGCUUUAAGUGUUGGAAGACUGCUGAUUGAACUGCUUUGCAAUUAAAAUAUUUGCAAUUCGCACAAGGCUGAAAAUACAGGGCUUUCCAAAUGUAAGGUUUGCCACACCUAAAGUUUUUUUUUAAACAGUCACUCAUGCGCGCCCAAUAGAGAAACCUC
This is a messenger RNA of Hemiscyllium ocellatum (epaulette shark), 2148 nucleotides long. Its product is annotated as ankyrin repeat and SOCS box protein 15-like. The record is from RefSeq and is a predicted model, not a curated record. Gene Ontology annotation, molecular function: protein binding. Gene Ontology annotation, cellular component: T-tubule. Gene Ontology annotation, biological process: intracellular signal transduction; protein localization to T-tubule; regulation of cardiac muscle contraction. NCBI's taxonomy places the organism in Eukaryota, Metazoa, Chordata, Chondrichthyes, Orectolobiformes, Hemiscylliidae. Bases 1 to 1824 code for a protein of 607 amino acids. The transcript has 10 exons.